Messenger RNA from Scaptodrosophila lebanonensis, 1074 nucleotides. RefSeq names its product glycine, alanine and asparagine-rich protein. The transcript has a single exon. Lineage: Eukaryota; Metazoa; Arthropoda; Insecta; Diptera; Drosophilidae. The record is from RefSeq and is a predicted model, not a curated record. The coding region runs from base 1 to 1074 and encodes 357 amino acids.
AUGAAAGCAUACUGUUGUGUUCUAGUUGCCUUGUUGGCACUCACAGUACCCGCACAGGCGCUGCUUGGUGCUAAGUUGGCGCUUCUAAGGGCACUUGGCGGCGGUGGACUGGGAGGCGGUAGUUCCGGUGGUAGCGGUGGCGGUGGCGGCUACAGUUACGGCAACGGCGGCUACUCAGGUGGCUAUAAUCAGGGAUAUUAUACACAGCCGAGCCGGCCAGUGUACAGCGGCAACAGCUACGGCGGUGGUGGCAGCUAUGGUGGUGGUGCCAGCUACGGCGGUGGUGGCAGCUAUGGUGGCGGUUACGGCGGCGGCUAUGGCGGCGGCUAUGGUGGCGAGCAAGUUAUCAAAGUCAUUAAAGUCAUUGAACAGCCGCAGUCCUAUGCUCGCUCUAGCGGCUACUCUGGCGGUGGCUACAACAGUGGCAGCUACUCGAGCUCCUAUGCUGGCUCUAGCGCCGGUUCAAGCUGGGCACCUGCUCCCGCCCCCGUCGUGAGCGUCCCUGCACCUCAGCCCGCACCCGCCAUCACAUACUCGGCCCCUGCUGUUACCUAUUCUGCACCGGCGGUUAGCUACUCGGCCCCCGUCGCGCAGCCCGCCAUCACCUACUCAGCUCCAGCUCCGGCUCCGGCUCCCGCUAUCACCUACUCAGCUCCCGCUCCGGCACCCGCUCCAGUUCCAAUAUCGAUUCCCGCACCACAGCCCGUCGUACGCGUGCAACCUGCACCCAUCAGCUAUAGCAUCCCAGCACCCGCCCCUGCCCCACAGCCAAUUGUGGUGCCACAGGCCAUUCCACAGCCGCAGCCCCAGCAGUAUGUGAAGACCAUUAAGCUGAUUGUCGAUGAGGGCGGUGCCGGUGCUGGCUACAAUAAUGUGCCCAGCCAGUCGUAUGGCCCCCCACCACAGGCAGCCACCACCUAUUCCACAGCUUCUUCUUCGGCGGCUGCUUCCAGCGGUUGGAACAACGCCGGCAGCGGCUGGAACAAUGGCGGCAGCGGCUGGAACAGUGGUGGCAGCGGCUGGAACAAUGGUGGCUGGAAGAGCGGCGGCAUCUGGGAAAAAUUGGGCUGCUAG